AUGGCGUCUGUGAUUCAAAGGUUGACACAAAAUCAAUCCUGUUUUAACAUCUUGAGCGUUGGAAGUGGAACAGGAGAGGUGGACAUGGAAAUCUUGAAGGUUAUGAAAGAGGAGCUACAACGAACACAGGGUUGCGACCUUUACAAAUCUGCUGUUAAAAGGGUCAACGACCAACAGAUUGAUUUCGAUGUUCGCUGUCAAACCUUUCAAGAGUAUAAAGAGCGAGGACCUGAGAAACCAGAAGAAUGCAACAAGUUUGACGUCAUCCACUUCAUGCACAGUAUUUACUACGUGGACAUCGAAGAGGCUUUAAGUCACUGCAUUGAGAACGAGCUCCAUACAAACGGCAGUUUACUUUGCAUGGUGGAGGGGCCGGACUUCAUCUCCUGGGUUCUAGAUAAGCAACGCUUUCCUGACUGGUAUGCAAAACCGGGUGAUUCGGUUCCCGACAGCUUCAAAACUGUGGAGAAAUUAUUUAAGUUUCUUGGGGAAGCUGGAUGGAGAUAUGAAGUCUUCAACCAAGAAUCUCCGAUUGAUGUUACUGAUGUCUUUGAUCCAGAAUCGACUGAAGGAAAUCUGCUUCUUGACUUCCUGACACACAGUAAGAAUUUUCGUCACACCGCAGAUGAACAGUUGGUGAAAGAAACACUGGCGCUGAUUAAGGAGCUCUCAGCCAUUAAAGAUGAAAGGCGUUUUGGAAAACUGACUGAAUAUCUUAUUUUUAUCUAUAAGUAAACGUUCUGACUGAUUUAGUAGUAGACCUAUUUUGACCCUUUUGCGGACCUGUGAAGCUGUAGUGAAGAUAACCCGCAUUGUAGGUGUACCCGCCUUGAAGGACCAAUUGGCCUUGAAGACAAUUUGGAAAAAGAUGGAAUUUCUUAUCCUUAUCUCAGGGAUAAAUAACGUUUUGAUAGACUGGUAGUCCUCUCAUUUUUUAGCUGGGAACUUCCCCAAAUGAUGACAGGAAAAGCUAAUACACAAUAAUGCAAUGUUUGGACACCAUGUACACAUGUACACAUGUACACAUGUAACCAUUUCGACAGGUUUCCUAGUUAGUUUGAGUUCGAUGAAGGUCUUGCUUAUUUGAUUAUUAUCUUGAGGUCACAAAAGCAUGAACUAAUGUCUGAAGGCAUUCCUUAGACAAAAAAUUAGAAAUUUGACGGAUAUUAUUGCCCCCCCCCCCCCCAUCGGGGAUUUCGCCGAGGAGGCAUCCUAGUAGCUCGCGCGUAUACGUAGAAAAGUACUGACAGUUGAAAGAUGCAAGCAGUAUACCAGAAAGAAUCUCGAUUUGAUUGAUCAGAGGCCGCAUGGAAUAGUUGGUCAAUGAUGGCGUUUCUACUGUUCACGUCCGCAAGUAAGAGAUGGUUAGGAUGACGUAAAACAGAAAAUCCCUGAAGGGACCACUUAAAUAGGUUUUCUGACAUUUAUUGCACAGUCAUACUUCAAUACUCUUUUACGUUUGUUUUGAAAGUUAUGGAUCAAAAGACACUCGUUAAACUCGGAUGAAGACAUAAGGUGCGUAUAACAGUAUAUAUACAUGUGUAAACACUUGGAUAGUUUGCCAGACAUGAGUUUAUCAUUCACAAAUCUGUGAUUGGAAACAAUAUGCCAGACACUCUUUCUCUCUCUUUGGGGGAAUAAGACUCAGCCGACAAACAAACAAGACGAGUGAAUCAACGCCUAGAUUAUCACUAGCAGAACGAUGGGCAAUUACAGAAAUUCGCUGAUAAUUACAUUCUGUGCUGACGUGUUCCCUGCUCACAGACGUCCUUCUAUGAAGUUUUUAAAAGUAUUGUCUUAAUAGUUAAAAAGACAAUAGAAUGCCCGAGCGUGAUUGAUCAAAGCUUUGAAUUUCUAUGGCUCACUUUGCGGCUAAAAACUCCAACCUCUAAUCAAAUCUUUUCUUAUGGCUUAGAAUAAAGUAUUCUCGAAACUGAGAAUGUUUUGAUCAAAACUGUGUAAGUCGAACUGAGUCAGUGCAUGGAACCUUGCGUUUCCUGUUUUAAUCUCGCCUAUUGUAACAGUAUGGAAUAUGUGACAGCGACGCGAACGACUUCGUAAGCGCUAAGAGCCAUGCAAGAGAGAACCUCUGCUCGCAGGAUAUCUUUUUCCGACUUCCGACUUUCGACUUCCGAAUUCCCCCCCUCCUCUUGCGCCCCUGGCGUUUUUCUCGCGCCUAAAACUUCCUUUCCCUUCCCUUUCAAACGCCCACCACGCAGGCCAGAAGAGGCCCUUAGACGUGGAGUUUUGGACAUUGUUACUAAGUAGUUGGCUGCGUGACUUGUUAAAGGGGAGGAAAUGGCGUCGUUUCUUAAAACGGGAGGGCAUUACUACAAGAGUUUAGAUGUAUUGAAGAAAAAAAGUGAUCAAUUCAUACAAAACAUCGGUACAUUACGAAAUCACAUGGUGUCUGCGAUUCAAAGGUUACCACAACAUCGAUCCUGUUUUAACAUAUUGAGCGUUGGAAGUGGAACAGGGAAAGAGGACAUGGAAAUUUUGAAGAUUGUGAAAGAAGAGCUAGAGCGAACACAGGGCCGCGACCAAACUAUGAUUUAUAACUAA
Porites lobata is the source of this 2562-nucleotide messenger RNA. NCBI's taxonomy places the organism in Eukaryota, Metazoa, Cnidaria, Anthozoa, Scleractinia, Poritidae. The record is from the annotation of a GenBank genome assembly.